This is a messenger RNA of Nematostella vectensis (starlet sea anemone), 1259 nucleotides long. Its product is annotated as proteasome subunit alpha type-5. Gene Ontology annotation, biological process: proteasome-mediated ubiquitin-dependent protein catabolic process. Bases 190 to 918 code for a protein of 242 amino acids. Lineage: Eukaryota; Metazoa; Cnidaria; Anthozoa; Actiniaria; Edwardsiidae. The transcript is spliced from 11 exons. Gene Ontology annotation, cellular component: nucleus; proteasome core complex; proteasome core complex, alpha-subunit complex. The record is from RefSeq and is a predicted model, not a curated record.
CGCACACACUUUAAUCACCGCGGACCACUACAAAUCGCAGGCCUCUUUCAAAAAUCUUGCAAACUCAUUCCUAACUUCAAUUUCAUUCCUAAAAACUACUCUAAAAUUACACUUCUGGACAAUUUCAUCACAUAAAGGCAUAAGACCCCGCGUGGUAUAAAACAAGAACGAAAUCUCUCCGAGUCUAGAAUGUUUCUUACGAGAUCAGAAUACGACAGGGGUGUAAACACAUUUUCUCCAGAAGGAAGAUUGUUUCAAGUUGAAUAUGCUAUUGAAGCGAUUAAGCUUGGUUCUACUGCCAUUGGUAUACAGACCUCAGAGGGUGUUGUGCUCGCUGUUGAGAAAAGAAUCACUUCACCCUUAAUGGAGUCCUCUAGCGUAGAGAAGAUUGUUGAAAUUGACAGUCAUAUAGGCUGUGCCAUGAGUGGGCUUAUUGCAGAUUCCAGAACUAUGAUAGACAAAGCUAGAGUGGAGGCCCAGAAUCAUUGGUUCACAUAUAAUGAGAGCAUGAGCCUUGAGAGCAUAACACAAGCAGUGUCAAACCUGGCGUUAGAAUUUGGUGAUGAUGAUGCCAGGGAAGGAGCAAUGAGCCGACCAUUUGGAGUAGCCCUUCUGUUUGGUGGAUUUGAUGAAAAAGGCCCUCAGCUGUUCCACCUUGACCCAUCCGGUACAUUUAUCCAGUAUGAUGCAAAAGCCAUAGGUUCUGGCUCCGAGGGAGCACAACAUGCAUUACAGGAAACAUAUCACCAAUCAAUGACUUUGAGUGAAGCCUGUAAAUCAGCACUGACAAUCCUCAAACAAGUCAUGGAGGAGAAACUCAAUGCAACUAAUGUGGAGCUUGCAACAGUCACUAAAGACAACAAAUUCCGAAUGCACACAAAAGAGGAACUAGAAGCCCUUGUCAAAGACAUCAAGUAACUCACUGUAUAGCAAACAGUAGCAUUUCCUCCAUGUUACCAACAAUUUAUUGCCACGUCAAGGUUGGCAUAACCAUCUGGGAAUCUUUCAGGCAUUAGAAACAAAUGCAUACUAUGGAUCAAUUAAUCUUUUUUUGUCAACCUCAGUUUUAUUCUAGUUGGUCCUUGUAGAAAAUGUAAAGACUCAAGCUCAAAAACAGUGCUCACUACUUCAACCUGUGCAACAUUAUCUUCAUUCCAUUUCUAACCACCUAUUUUGUGAGGUCAUUUCUCUGAGUAACACAGGACAUUUUAUCAGCAAACUCUGAAAACAAAGUUGAAUAAAAAAGUCUUCGUCAUGUG